UUGGGGAGAACCAAAGUUUGUGGCUAUUCAACAGAAAAGGGCCAUCUGGCUUUUCGUAUACGUCUACUGCUGAAGAAGUCACCCAUGGAAUCAACGGCUCUGGUCUCACUGCCAUUGUUACAGGAGUGGGGGGAAUUCCCUUUAUGCUUUCCAAAGACAACAUAGAGCUGCAAUUUGCCACAAAUCACCUAGGUCAUUUUCUUUUGACAAAUUUGUUGUUGGACAAGAUGAAGGAGACAACACGUACAACAAAGAGAGAGGGAAGGAUUGUGAAUCUUUCCUCACGGCUUCAUAGAUUGGCAUAUAGCAAGGGAAUUCAGUUUGACAAAAUUAAUGACCCCAAAAGCUACAACAUCAUCGGUGGAUACAGCCAAUCAAAGCUGGCCAACAUACUGCAUGCAAAUGAGCUUACAAGACGCUUAAAGGAAGAUGGAAUUGAAAUAACUGCAAAUUCACUUCAUCCCGGAGAAAUCACAACCAACAUUUUUCGUCAUAUGGGUGUUGUUGAUGGUCUUGUAAGCACGCUUGGUAAAUUUUUGUUCAAAAAUGUUCAACAGGGAGCAUCAACCACCUGUUAUCUUGCAUUGCAUUCACAAGUGAAGGGGGUAAGCGGUGAAUAUUUUCAGGACAACAAUUUGGCCACGCCAACAGCGAUGGCUAAGGACGUGGAUUUGGCUAAGAGACUUUGGGAUUUUAGUAUGGCUUUGGUCAAGUAACAUCUAACAUGUACCAAUAAAACAGAAAAGUAACUUUGUAUUUGUUAGGUGUUUAUCUUAUUAACAAUACUUAUUACAUUAAGAGUUGGAGAUGAAUUUCGGGCAGUAAUCUUACUAUAUCAUUUGUUUGGGAGAAUUCGAGAGAGGAUUAAGAACACAUUUAUUAUACUUGUGAACCAAUUCGAUGAGAAGAAAAGACCAUUUCUCUUUCUUGUUAUAGUUUAUUACUGUA
Nicotiana attenuata is the source of this 948-nucleotide messenger RNA. Its product is annotated as short-chain dehydrogenase TIC 32, chloroplastic-like. The transcript has 7 exons. The record is from RefSeq and is a predicted model, not a curated record. Lineage: Eukaryota; Viridiplantae; Streptophyta; Magnoliopsida; Solanales; Solanaceae. The coding region runs from base 144 to 716 and encodes 190 amino acids.